Acinonyx jubatus (cheetah) is the source of this 997-nucleotide messenger RNA. RefSeq names its product centromere protein S (gene CENPS). The coding region runs from base 184 to 717 and encodes 177 amino acids. The record is from RefSeq and is a predicted model, not a curated record. Lineage: Eukaryota; Metazoa; Chordata; Mammalia; Carnivora; Felidae. The transcript is spliced from 5 exons. Gene Ontology annotation, biological process: resolution of meiotic recombination intermediates; replication fork processing. Gene Ontology annotation, cellular component: FANCM-MHF complex; Fanconi anaemia nuclear complex. Gene Ontology annotation, molecular function: protein heterodimerization activity; chromatin binding.
CCUGGCGCUUCUCGGGGCGCGUCCCCCGGGGCGGAGGGCGCGCUCGGGCCGCGUGCGCCUGCGCCAGCUGGGCUGCCGCGGGGGGUGCUGGGAGGCGGUAUCCUCGGUAACGCGGGUCCGAGUGGCGCGGCAGCCUUCUUGCCCAGGACAGCCGCAGUCUCCCUUCUCAGGGGUGUUGUGAAGAUGGGGUGUGAGCAUUUGGAGGGGAUUCAGGCCAAGCACGUAGCCCGAUGCCCGGCACGUGGCCGCCGUGACGUGCGCGCUCCGUUCUGCAGACGCGGAGACGGCCUGCGAACCUGGGUGCGACGCGGGCCGUGCGGUCCCGGAGCCCAUCCUUCCCGGAGGCUAAAAGCAGCCGUUCACUACACUGUUGGGUGUCUUUGCGAGGAAGUUGCAUCGGACAGAGAGAUUCGGUUCAGCAAACAAACCAUUGCGGCCAUCUCGGAGCUGACUUUCCGGCAGUGCGAAAAUUUCGCCAAAGACCUCGAAAUGUUUGCAAGACACGCAAAAAGAAGCACAAUUAACACGGAAGAUGUGAAGCUCUUAGCCAGGAGGAGUAAUUCACUGCUAAAAUACAUCACAGAGAAAAGCGAAGAGCUUGCACAGUUUAACUCAGAACAAAGAGCAAAAAAGAAGAAGAAAUUAGAGGAAGAAAACCAAAAACCAGUGGAGCCAGCAGAGGCUGCAGCAGCAAAAAAGGACAAUUCGAGUCUGUAGCUGUCACUGGCAAAGGCAGCCUUCAGCAGGGAGGGUUGCCAAGAGCUUGCGUUGCCACAAAGGGAUUUUCCAAGGGAUCAGUAGAGAUUAAAAUAAAAAGGCUAAGAGGCUUGCUGGGCUGCUUUCUCACAGUCAUUGGCUGCCAAAGCUGGUGUCAGAGAGACCGGAAACUCUCCAGCAAAAUACUCCCGUCUCUCACCCUCCACUAACACGGGAGGGUUUGAGUGGCAAAGAUUGGAAGUUGUAUCUAUUGCUAAUAAAAUUGUGUCAGCAGCUUAAA